CGGCCACGGCGGCUCCCGAGUUUGUUUACUUGUGCUUCGCCUCUCGUCGCCGGUGUCUGCUCUCUGCCGGCAUAGCGGAUCGGUGCCGGUGCCCUGCCGGGGGUUUAUGGAGCAUUUUUUACUCUGAAAACAUUGCUGCUAAAAAACUCCAAACAGAAGGAGUAAAUCCACUCAGCUUGUCAGGUCACUGGCUCAGCGUAACGGUGCUUUCAUGAGGUGACGUUGGGCCAAAGUCAACUUUUCUUUCUCCUUUGUGAACCUGCAGCCAAGCAAUGGGCCAGAAAAUCUCAGGGAGCAUAAAGUCUGUGGAUGUGAGGGAGCCCCCUUAUAGACCCGUGAAACGAGAGCUGAGAGGCCCGGAUUUCUGCAAGCCCGCGCGCCUGGACAUGCUGUUGGAUAUGCCCCCUGCCAAGCUGGAGGUCCAGUACAAACACGCCUGGAAUAACGAAGAUCGCUCGUUAAAUAUAUUUGUAAAGGAGGACGACAAACUGACUUUCCACAGACACCCUGUGGCACAGAGCACAGAUUGCAUCCGGGGCAAGGUGGGCUACACGCGGGGCCUGCACGUGUGGCAGAUCCACUGGCCCACGAGGCAGCGCGGGACUCACGCCGUGGUGGGCGUCUCCACGGCCGACGCGCCGCUGCACUCGGUGGGGUACACGUCCUUGGUUGGUAGCAACAAUGAAUCCUGGGGCUGGGAUCUGGGGCGCAACAAACUCUACCACAACUGUAAAAACCAGCCCGGGGUCACGUACCCCGUCUUUUUGGAACCAGAUGAGUCUUUUGUACUCCCAGACUCCUUACUGGUGGUUUUGGAUAUGGAUGAAGGGACGCUUAGCUUCAUGGUCGAUGGACAGUAUCUUGGAGUGGCCUUCAGAGGACUAAAAGGGAAAAAACUUUACCCCAUAGUCAGUGCAGUUUGGGGGCACUGUGAAAUUACAAUGAGAUACAUCAAUGGACUUGACCCGGAACCCCUGCCUUUAAUGGACUUGUGCCGAAGAUCAAUUCGUUUUGCUCUUGGCAGAGACCGCCUGCAUGACAUAGAAAUUCUACCUUUGCCUCUGUCUCUGAAAAAUUAUUUACAGUACCAAUAAGAAAUCUAGAACCCUCUGGCCUCACAUUGGACUUCAUCAAUGCAAAUGGCAGAAAAUUGUUUACAGCAAAAUAUAAAUCUUUGUGAUGGACACUGAAGUGUUAUUUAAUUUUUAAUAUAUGUAUUUUUUUCUGAACCAGUGAAAGCAGAUCACUGUGGGGGACUACUAAAGAAUGUGAAAACAUUGAUUUGAUUGAGGUUCAUGUGUUACCUGUUGCCUUUUGUGUUUACAGUCCUGAAGGCUAUAAUUCUCAUCUCUCAUACACUAAUUGGUUUUUCUUUGUUGCUUCUGGUAAAUGCCAAUAGAAAAUCUGACCUGCAAGAUUCAGUGUCCUGCAGGCAGACCAUUUUUCAAUAUUAUGAUUUUCAUUUUUUGUUCUCUCUCCUACACUUUACUCCAGUAAAAAAAAAAAAAAAUAGCAAAGGAAAAGUCUUGACAGUAACUCCUGAAAAAUAUUUUAACCUUGGUAUGCUGAGUUGUUGAGAGUUCUGCAUGUUCAGUGCUCAACCUAAUUAGGCCUCUAAUAUCUAAAAGCUCUAAUGUUUAAAAAAAGCAGAUUAUUGUCUAAAAGAAGAGAAUGUGGUUUUAAAACAUGAGAGGAAACAAAUGGUUUAUGUGUCAGAUCAGUUUCUGGACUUGUUAACAGUAAGGUGCAGUUCAUUGUUUUCAAGACCAAAUCUAGUCCCUCCAAAGUUCUGCAGUUUAUAACAAAGUGUUCAUUGUCCCAAGAAUUUAGGAUAUUCAUAUUUUAGGAAGCUUGUCACUUUUUUUUUUAAACAAAUUUAUAAUUUUUAUGUGGUAUGAACUCUAAGUACUUUGUUUUCUUUUUAAUGUAUGUGUGGUUAUAAUGUUUAUUUAUCUGUUUAGCGUCUGGAGUUCUCAUUUAAUUGUUUCCCACCUUGGGGUGACUGAUUCUGGUUUUUUCCCCAGCUCCAUCUCAAAUGUAUCAGUUUAUCAGGCUCAUCCUUUUUUUUUUUUAAGAUGCUGCUUUCUGUUUGUGUUUCUUACAUGUUUCAAGUUAUCUGCCUGAAUCAGUAAUCUAGUUUUUAAACUGGAAGUUGUUGUUAGGGCAGAAUGUCAAAUGUUUAGACUGAGCUGCCUUCAGCAUAUUUUAAUGUGAAUUUACUGAUGAAUGAGGAGAAAAUUUCUA
Molecule: messenger RNA, 2244 nt
Organism: Melozone crissalis (California towhee)
Lineage: Eukaryota; Metazoa; Chordata; Aves; Passeriformes; Passerellidae
Gene: SPSB4
Product: splA/ryanodine receptor domain and SOCS box containing 4
Exons: 3
Coding region: 273-1094 (273 amino acids)
Biological process (GO): proteasome-mediated ubiquitin-dependent protein catabolic process; intracellular signal transduction
Cellular component (GO): SCF ubiquitin ligase complex
Molecular function (GO): protein binding
Source: RefSeq, a predicted model, not a curated record